UGAGAUUACAUCACGAAACUCUUCAUUCAAAUGAAUCAACUUGUAGCAAUUCAACCACACACACACUCGGACAGUUGAAACUGGGUGGAAUUUGCAUCCAUACACGAUAGCAUUAAAAUUUCAUUACGAAACGUUGAAUUUGCGAGUCUCGUGCUGCAAAAUCGAAACCUGAAUCCCCAAAGAAGACAACGAACGAAGCAGCGUUUGUUAUUGACUUGCGAAUUGCGAUCCCUCGAUUCACUUUCACUCAUUCAUUCGCAAUGCAGAAUCCCAAUGACGUUCGCAACCUCCCCAUCGACAUCACUUUCUCUCGUCUCGGAGAAUGGUUGGUCGAUCGCAAGCGAGUACCCGCGGAUUGGCGCAAGCGCGUGGCGGCGAUCAGGGCUCGAAUUUCCAAGGAAUUCUCCUCCCUCCCCAAGGAUUCUGAUCCCUUUUUCCAAACCCUAGACCCCGAAGGGAUUGGGUACUUGGAGGCUAAACAGAUAUAUGAUAUUCUUAUGAAGUCUACUUCGGAAAGCAGGAACAUAUUUGGUCGCUUAUCAGGUUCUGCGGGUGCAUGGGGAGCAAUCAUACGGUCUUUUGAGAAGGAUCAUGUUUUCCUUGGUGAGGCAGCACAGAUUCUGAUUCAGAAUGUGAGCUACGAAAUCCCUUACCAGAAGAAACAGGUGCAGAAGAUUCAACAGCAGCUGUUAGAGCUAGAUCGCAAAGAGGCUGAUAUAAAAAGAAGUGCCGCCCUUUCGGCUACCAAAUAUGUUGAAGCUUGUCAGGAGCUUGGCUUACAGGGGAAAAAUGUCAGAGUAGAACUUUUGGAGACGGCAAAAUUACUUCCCAGCACAUUUAGCACAAUUUUAGAUGUUGUAAACAGUGACAACAUGUCACGGGCAGUUGAAUAUUAUUCCAAUUUUGUGAGGGAUGCUCACACUGAAAAGGAUAGGUCUUUGGGAGAUGUACUACUAAACUUGAAGAAUAUGCGUGAAAAUCCCCCAUCUUUAAAUGUUGCUGUUGACUCUGAGAUUAUUAAUGAUGUUAAUGUUCACUCAAGCAAAAAUGAAUUGAAUCCUGCAACAAGCAAUGCUGAAAUUGCUGUGCCUGACAUUGACUGGGAUAUUUCUGUUGAGAGUUCACAAAUUGAUUGGGACAUUGGAACCGUAGAAGAAACGGAGGAGAGUGGUAAUGGAUUGGGUCCUUAUGAAAUCAUUAAUGCCUCUGAUAUUGGAUCUGAUCCAACAAUAUCAAACCAAGAACUAGGCUCGCAUGCAGAUAUAUCUUGGGAUAUUAGUGUGGAUACUCCUCAGGUUGAUGUCAUUGAUGAUGAUAAUGCCCCAGCUGUAGUGCUGGAGAAUCAGACUUCUUUUCCGGAUGCCUUAUCUCAAUUGACAGAAAACAAGGAAGAAAGGAGCCAGCUUUUAAAUACAGAGUACAGAAAUAAGAUUCUUGAUGAUCUAUAUGAGAUGAAAUCCUUUUUAAAUCAACGGUUGGCUGAAUUGAGGAAUGAAGAAACUAUGUCCCUUCAAAAUCAAGUCCAGGCAGUUGCUCCCUUUGUACUGCAGCAGUAUGCUGCUGAUGCUAUGGAAACAAUGCAGAGUGAUAUUUCUUUGGCAAUUUCUUUACUGACAAAUAGGAAGACAAGGGAUCUUAUUAUGAUUCUCAACUCCAAAAGAUUUCUAGACAGACUAGUCAAUUCAUUAGAGGAAAAGAAACAUCAUGAAGUCAAGUUAAAAGAGGGGUUGAAGGACUUGGCUGCUAAACGUAUGGAACUGCAAAAUUCUUUAUCUUCAUCAUGGUCAAAGCAAGAUGCGUCUAUGGCAAAAACAAAGGAGCUGAAAAAACUCUGUGAAAGUACACUUUCAUCCAUGUUUGAUGGAAGACCAGUUAAUAUAAUUGGAGAGAUCAACACUCUUUUGUCUAGUGGCCUUGGAGCAUGAGGAGGACAAAUUUGCUCCGAUGAUGAUCAAUCCUUUAGCUUUGACAAUGCCAAGGAAACGUGCGCUGAUAACUCUUACCGAAUGAAAUAACUUUUGGUACUCGGUCAUUCUGCAGUUGUGUCUUAAUUGGUUUUACAAGCAGAAGAUACUACUGGGUGCAAUUUUUCUUAGGCUUAUUAUUGGUAUUACUUUUCAAUUUCAAGUAAGGAUGAUGUGAGAACCUAGGCAACAAGUCCAAUGUUUCCCAUGCGAGGCAAGAUAUCCAAGUGAGUUGCUAAAAAUCUUGGGGACCACUAGCGACAGAAACAAAUGCAACCCAUAAAAAACAAGGCAAUGAAAAGUUUGAAGGCGACGUACCCGGAUUCACUGGUGAAUAAUGUUACGAAGUAUCAGUUCGUGUUGUGCCAUGCAUUGCAUGUGGUAUAUGCAAAGAAUAUUUUGACUGAAUGCAAGGAAUAUGCUAGAAACUAAAGUUAAAGCGUCUAGCAUACGGCGACAAGUCUAAAGGUUGUCUGUUGCUCAUUGAUACCACUUUGUUCCUUGACAAUGGAUAGUAAUUUUAAAAGGAUUUUUUUUCCCGGUAUUAAAAAGGUUAGCUGAAUAGGAUCUCCGAACUUUAUUAGUGAAAGGGUAGGCCUCAAAAGAGUUUGUUUUUGAUUCCUUGAAAUUAUAGCAUUGCAUUGAUUACCGAUAUUUAGUUAGUACAAGCGGUAGUAACUUGUGGUUUUUUAA
Cajanus cajan (pigeon pea) is the source of this 2657-nucleotide messenger RNA. Its product is annotated as CDK5RAP3 protein homolog. Lineage: Eukaryota; Viridiplantae; Streptophyta; Magnoliopsida; Fabales; Fabaceae. Gene Ontology annotation, cellular component: endomembrane system. The record is from RefSeq and is a predicted model, not a curated record. Gene Ontology annotation, biological process: regulation of mitotic cell cycle.